Molecule: messenger RNA, 5008 nt
Organism: Lepisosteus oculatus (spotted gar)
Lineage: Eukaryota; Metazoa; Chordata; Actinopteri; Semionotiformes; Lepisosteidae
Gene: slc16a6b
Product: solute carrier family 16 member 6b
Biological process (GO): transmembrane transport; monocarboxylic acid transport
Cellular component (GO): plasma membrane
Molecular function (GO): monocarboxylic acid transmembrane transporter activity
Source: RefSeq, a predicted model, not a curated record
GCUCCCGCGCGUGUAUGUUGGACCGGCUUGAGCCGGUAUAAAAAGCUAUGAAACAAGAGAGAAAACAGAAAUUCGGGGACAUUGAAGGGAAGCCAGACCACGGGGAGGUUAGGUUUAUUAUAAAGAAGAAAGGUGCAAACUGGAAGAAUAACUAAAUGAUUUUUUGGGGUGAAAUUGCGGCAUUUGGUAGUUUAAAACUAAAAUCUCCAGAGCAUCCUUAUUUUUAUUGGAAAGGAAGGGGUUAAAAUUACACCAGAAUUGGGUAAAAUGUUAACUUAAUACAAGGCAGGGGCUGUAUAAAGGCAUUUUGGCUCACUGUGCACUUCGUUGCUAAUUUUGAAGCCGCUUACCCUUUCUCUCCCGAAGAGCAGUUGAAGAGCCAAGCAUGACGGGGUGGAUAAACAAAGUGAAGGUGGGCAUGGGGACCCAAGUGUACUCUGAGGUCCCUGAUGGAGGCUGGGGCUGGGUGGUGGCGGUGGCCUUCUUCAUCGUGGAGGUCUUCACCUACGGUGUGAUCAAGAGCUUCGGGAUCUUCCUUCAAGACAUCAUGAGCCACUUCAACGAGUCAAACAGCCGGGUGUCCUGGGUCAUCUCCAUCUGCGUCUUCGUCAUGACCUUCACAGCUCCCCUCUCCUCUGUAAUGAGCAAUCGUUUUGGAUAUCGGCCAGUUGUCAUGCUGGGAGGAUUUCUCAUCAGCCUGGGCACGAUUGCAGCUGCUUUCACCAACUCCAUUGUGGAGAUGUACAUCGCAGUAGGAAUCAUUUCAGGCCUGGGAUACUGCCUCACCUUCCUGCCCACCGUCACCAUUCUCUCCCAGUACUUCACAAAGCGCCGCUCCCUCGUUACAGCAGUCGCGUCCACCGGAGAGUCAUUCUCCGUGUUUGCGUUCGCUCCAGCCUUUACCGCCUUGAAAGACCAGAUAGGCUGGCGUUACUGUCUGGUAGUGAUUGGAGCCUUACAGUCCAGCAUCAUCCUCUGUGGGCUGCUGCUGCGACCAAUUACCAUUAAGCCUAAGCCUGUGGAGGAAGAGGAGUCCAAGGACCCCACAGUAAAGCAGAUGGAGAUGGAGUACAUGCUGGAAAAUGAGAACACCCGGUCCUCCAUCGGCUCUGUGGACUCUGGUGUCCAGUCCUUAUCUACCUCACGGACUGAUCUGGCCGGGAGCCAGAAAUCAGGGGGCCUGGAGGUGCAGGGGAAGAAGGUGGAGCUGGACGAGGAAGCGAAGGGGAUGCUUCCUGAGACCCCAGUGCUAGUGAAGCAGGAGGAGACCGAGCAGCCGAAGCCCCCUCAAGCCAAGCUGCUGGACUUCGCCGUGCUGAAGGACUGCAGCUUCAUCUUCUACGCUCUGUUUGGGCUCUUCGCCACGCUGGGCUUCUUCGCCCCCCAGCUGUACGUCAUCGAGCUGAGUGUGAGCAGGGGCAUCGAGAGGGAGCAGGCUGCCUACAUGCUGUGUGCCAUGGCCGUGGCGGAGAUCUUCGGCCGGAUCUCCAUAGGCUGGGUCCUCAACAAGAGGCCCAUCCGCAAGAUUUACAUCCUGCUGAUCUGCGUGGUGCUGCUGGCCCUUGUGCUGCUGAUCUUCACCUUCGUAACUGACUUCUGGGGACUGAUGAUCUGCUGUAUGCUCUAUGGCUUUCUACUGGGUACUGUGGCAUCCACCCACAUCCCCAUGCUGGCAGAGGACGAUGUGGUGGGCAUUGACCGUAUGCCCUCAGCUGUAGGGGUCUAUGUCUUCAUCCAGAGCUUCGCAGGGCUGGCAGGCCCACCCCUGGGAGGUUUCUUGGUGGACAAAACUCAGAAUUAUGGGUCUGCAUUUUACUCAUGUGCAGUGGGUAUGGGCCUGGGGGCUGUGUUUCUGGGCUUUGUGCGUCCAGCAAAGACUGGUAUGUGCCAGGCGAGGAGAGAGCGACGACGGAAGGAGAGCCUAAGGGCUCCCAGCCGUGAUGGCGUUUCUCAGGACAGUCAAGUCUCCACGGACGUGCCCGAGGACUUCCUGGAAGUGGACCUCGCCUCAGAGGAAAGCCCUCGCAAAAUUCAGCCGGAGGACAGUGUGGUCUGAGGAUGCUCAAGACCUGCAGGAGCGACUCCCUUGGACACAGAAAGACUCCAGAAGCCUUGAGAAAAGAAAACACCAUCUAAAGAAACCUUUCAUGCAAAAUCGUGCACAAUUCUUAGGAAGAACUUGAAAUCAGAACUUGCAUGCCACCUGUGCAGCAAAAUGCUGUUUUAUUCAAGCUACAGUACCACUUCAGAACUAACAGCUUCAAAUGGCAUUUAUGGAUAAGUAAGAGAUAAAACAGUAGAAGGAUGCCCCAUUUGGUCACUGAUCUUAAAGUAUAAAAUGCUGAAUCUACAUGUUUUUGAAUUUUUCAGGGAAUUAAGGCUGCUGAGGCAAACUGUUUUGCACAUGACCAAAGGCAUUGUAAAGUAUGAGAGAGGCUACUGCCUCAAUUAUUUUGCACACACUGACCAAAGGGGACCCUGAAGAAUCACUGUCUGCUGCAUGCCUGCAGCUCACGGUCCAUGGUGACCUGUUUAUUGCCUACAUUUUCCCUGUGGUUGCUGUAGGGCUGCAGGCCAAACAACAAGCAGUUAGAGAUUCUUUGACUGCUUGAAGUUAAAUGAAAAUUUUACAUUACUGAAAAUAAUUUCACAGAGGAGAGCAACACUCUCUGGAAGACCUUGCAAAUAUCUCAUAGAGACCUGGCAAAAAAUCCAAUAAAUGCCAUUUGAAGCUGUAGAUUUUACAGACAGGCAGAUUUAAAGUAAAUGAAGAAACAAACAGGCUGCACACUGUGGUAGUUAUAAUUAAUUUACAUCCAUGAUGAAGAGGAUAAAGGCCAUUGAUUCUCUAUUCCACUGACAGCUCUCGAGAGUUUCACUUGGUGCAGUCUGACAGAUACCAAAACUGGUUUCAUGACGAAUGUGAUCUUAAUGGCACUACGGCCAGAGUGAGAUACAUUAGGAACCAAGCAAGCUUAUAAAAAGGCUCAAAUCCCUCUUCUGUUCUAAAAGAACCAGUGAGAAAUGUGUGAGUAAAGGCAGCAGUGUUGUGGUUUUUAUUUAUUUUUUAAGUUGUUUGGACCAACCCCCGUUUAGCGCUGUAACAGUACAGAAAAAGACUGGGUGCGGAGUGUGUCCUGGAAAGGCUGUAUCUGGUGUUUGAAUUUGAUCUGUAUUGAAUACUUGUGUUUGUUCAGAUGUGUUGCUUUUAAUAUGCCUCAUUUUCAGACACACCGUAACUUUCGAAAUAAGGUUAUUUUGUGAGAAAUCAAAACAUAUGUGUUGAAAUUCAGUGUAGUAUUACCUGAAUAUCUCAGUUUAGUGUUGAAGCUGACCAAUGCAGUAAUGGUUUAACUUCAACAACAGGUGUCCAGUGGAGGCUAUAUAGAUGGUGAAUGAUUUUAUUCUUUUUCUUAAGAGGUUUCACAAUAUUUUUCAGAACUGAAGCAUUAUACUGAACUCAUUAUUCGGUAGGUAAGCAGUUGUCAUGUAGCCUGACUAUCCACGUUACUGUACUAGAAGGAGGCUUCUACUAAAAUGGUCACAGAAGUGGAAGUCUUCUAGACAGUGAAGCUGACUGACUUCAUUGCUGCAUUUUUGUAAUUUUUUGUAAUCGUUUACAGGGUAAUAGGUUGAACCAACAAACAUGGCCCAUCUGAAAAACCAGCUCUAUUUUCUCUGGGUAUCAUUCGUGCAGACAUCUGUAUUUAUAACCUGAGUAAAGGAACAUUAUCCAGAACAACACAAGCAAAGUGAACAUGUGGUCAUAUUAAAGAUGAACCCAUUCACUUUAAGGUUAAAAUGGAAGAUAAUUGUUAUUGACUGUAGCUGCCUAAGAAUGAAGUAGGCUACAUGAAUACAAAAAAACUAUGUCAGAUUAUAGUUUAAAAAAGAAAGUAAAUUCAUGAUGUAUCCACAAAGUUCAGAGGUAUUGUGAACAGGAAAAAGCAGGUAAUUUGUGAAAAAAACAAAAUGUCUUCUUUUUUGGUUUUAAUGUUAACCACCGAGCUCUGAAUAUGCAGCACUUGAAUUUAAUUUCUGUUAUAUUUAUUAUAGCACUGAAGUGGACCAAUAAGAACUCUUCAGUAUUCAUUUUUUAAUCUUUUUAAAUAUAUUUUACAGCCAAAUGUUUUUUCUGUCUUGUUGACUGUAACUUUCCUUCUGCAUAGGAAAUAAGCUACACUACACUGGACAAAAACUAUGAGGCAAUAUAUUUAACAGUAUUAUUAGUUCAUACAAAAAUUGUACAUUUUUAAUUUAUAUUUUUUAAUUGUGCUCAACUUGAUUCUACUGCCGUCACCCUAAAGAAGAACAAAUGUGUAUUUAUUAGCAUUCACUAUGAUCCACAGAUUUGAACUGUAGUAUUAAAGUACUGCAGCUGCCAUUAUGUAGUAGAAGAUGUUGUAUACACAUAUCCCAUACUCCACAAGGCAUGCCAACAAGAAAAGUUGUGUGUUGCAAGUCAUUUUUAAUAAGAACAGCAAGACGUAAGAGCAUUAGGUUCAGUAGUCCAAACACUAAGGUGACUUCCCAUCUGUAAGGAAGGGGUUGUCGGCGGCCUCCUAUAACUAAGAAUGAGCAGGCAACUGCUGCACAAGCAAAAACGGGUUGGAGAGAGGGAUGCAAAAAUGAAACGCACAAGCAGGUUUUGUAGAAAUAAGGAGAGAUUAGAGUAUCAACUCCCAGACAUUUUUUUAACUCUUUUUGGGUGCAGUAUUUUAUCUACAGUUCAAACCAAAUAAACCAUGUGUGUUUAAGUCUAUAUCGUCUACGGGCACAGGGGCAAACUCUUUACUAGCUGAACUUUCCUCAUGGGUUAUUUGUACCUGUGCAUAAAAGGUGGCAAGUGUAGAUUUUAUCUUUUUUGCUAGAUUUCAAUUCAGAAACACAGGCACAUUAUGUCAUGGGCAUUUUUAUUUGUAAAAAGUGUAAAAUGUGUUAGACCUGGCAUAAUGCUGCACUGUUGACUACUGAACUUUUUCUUUUCCAAUAAAAAUGAAAAAACAGA